AUGGGAGAGAACAGAAGACAGAAGUUUAUUGAGCGGCAAAAGAAGUUUCAUCGUGGCUCCAGCUUUCUGGCGAAGGCACAAGCGCAUGAGAGUCACCAUCGCCAUCAUGAAGAAGAAAAGGGCGGCAUCAGCAUUGGCACAACCUUCCUGUUUACCGCGUGGCCUAGCAGUUGGUGGGUUGGCAACGCAAUUUUUGCACAACUUCCAUUGUUGGUUGAUCGCUUGCCAGAGGGCCAAGCGCUGGGCACACAGCUCUCCAUGAUGGUCCAAGCAGGCAAUAUUUUCUCCAUCAGCUACAAGGUUAUUGAGCAUCACUGCGGGGCAAUUGACGCUAGCAUAGUGGUGAGUGGGAUGCGCCAGAUGUCCUUGUUCAUUCUGAUGUUAUUGGCGGUGUUUUGGGACCGCGAACUUGGAGGCGCCAGUAUUUGGCUGCUGUCGCUAGCAGUUUUCGCUGGUGGGCUCGGCUGUUUGUCCGACCUCACUUACUGGUCAUUGGUCAUGCGGCAUCCGCCGCCAUGCACCAAAGCAGUUGGAGUAGGAAUGUCUUUGGGCAAUCUUGUGGUACUUGGCCUCUCGCUGUUGCAGGUUAGUGGACGCGACGUGGAGAAUCCUCGGUUUGGAGUAACCACAUUCUUUGUUUUGGCCGCUUGCUUUCAGUUGUUCUGGGGCCUCGACACUCUCAUGAUCCAGGACAAGCUCAUGCCGGCAGUGGUUUGGGCAGCUGGCAUGGUAUCAGAAAGCUUGGGCAAGAGGCUUGUCGAUUGGAUCAACCCAAUGCAUGAGAAAGCUGCGGCUCUCCUACGUGCGGAUGACGAGAACAAGGACAGCAAGGACAAGAACGAGGACGAGGAACAUCCAGGCCCACAUGCAGUGGGCUUGCCACAUACUACGUUGAUAUCCCUUUUUGAGACAGUCAAUUUUCUCACCUACGCCGCAACCUACACGUUGCCUUCGUUACUUCCUUUCGUCGCAGGAGCGUAUCCAGGCAAAUCUCAGCAGUGCCACUUGCUCCUGUACAUGAUGAUCUUGCAGUCCGUGGGUGAUGUGACAGGGCGCAUGUUGGCACCUACAUCUAAGAGUGGCCCAUUGCAAAAGAAGCUGCCGCUUCUCGGUGGCAUGGUGCUGCCUACGUGCUUUCUUUGCCUCGUUCUGGCAGCAGUUGAUAGCAGCAUGGUGUCUCGCUUCUUUUCUUAUGAAUCUGCGUCCAUCCUGCUGCCGCUCCUAGUGAUGUGUUUUUUCUUCUCUCGCGGGAUGCUGGUCUCAGCUGUUUUCCUACAAGCGCGAGGUCUGACAAGCAGCCGGCAAGCAGCUGAGCAUUUGGCCUCUACGAUGGGUUUCUGUGGGCAAAUGGGAGCUUUGUCCGCAAACGUCAUCACCUUUUCUGUGGUGACUUACUGCCACACAUGA
Messenger RNA from Durusdinium trenchii, 1407 nucleotides. The record is from the annotation of a GenBank genome assembly. NCBI's taxonomy places the organism in Eukaryota, Dinophyceae, Suessiales, Symbiodiniaceae.